GUAAAGAUUAAAGAAAUUCUUGGAAACAUUGAAUACCCUGGUUUGCAGGCUUCGAUCACAAAGUUUCUAUGUAUGGCUGGUCUACUGACACGGAAAGAUAGAGAACAGUUGUAUCGAUGGAUAGGCAAGGAGUGCCACUUCAUCCUUCUGUAUAAACUUAGAAGCAAUGGAGGGAACAGUGAAAUGUUCCACGGGUUGUGUGACGGUAAGGGUCCCACGGUGACCGUCUUCUACAACACAGACAACAACGUGUACGGGGGAUAUCUAUCAGAGAGCUGGAAGCGAAAUAAAACCUGGUCAACCGACCCGACGUCAUUUCUCUUUCAAUUGUACAGCAAUGGAAAGUGGCGAGCGAAAAAGUUCCCUUACAUUCGAGACAAAGGGAAUACUUUUUGGGGAGGUGUGGAUCAUGGACCUUGGUUUUCUGACUUGCAUUCUUUUGUCAAAACUACUGAUAGAAUUUCGAACUACUAUUCUCUGGAUACAGGAGAUCUAUUCUGCGGAAGUCGAUAUGAUAUGGCAGGAGAGGAUGCGCAGACUAUCGCAAACGGACACAACAAUGUCACUGACCUGGAGGUGUAUAUGGUCAACGCAGAACGUCUUGACACCACUUGGAGGGAACCACUUGAAUGGAACAUGCAGUUUUUCCAAGAGCUAAAGUCGACAAUAGCUGAAUACGAACCUUUUGAAGAAGUUAAAAUUACGCAAACCAAUAUUCUCCUGAUUGGACAAGUAGGGUCUGGAAAGUCAAGUUUUGUCAACACCAUCAAUGCUGUUUUCAAAGGAGAAAUUUCGUCACGGGUCUGCACAGGGGGUAGAUCCAAUAUAAUGAACAGCUUAACAGAGCAUUUUACGAAAUAUCAAGUUCGAGAUCGUGCAACAAAAAGAAAUCUGAAAUUCAGAAUAUGUGACUCCCAAGGAAUAUGUGACUCCCAAGGAACAUAUCGCAAUACAAUAUCCUGGAUAAAAGACCAAGACUUGAUAUCCAUGCUGGACGGAAGGCAACCAAACCAUUAUCAUCUCAAGAUAUAUCAGGUGGCGUCUGGAACAGAGCAGGGAUUUGUAAAAGAACCGACACUGCAAGAUAGGAUGCACGUGGUCGUUUUUGUCAUUGACGGAAGUAACAUAAAUACUGUAUCAGAACAAUUGAUUCGAAAACUAAAGGAGGUCAAGGACGUUGUGGCCAACAAAGGUAUACCACACUUAGCUUUCCUGACCAAAAUAGGCAAGAUUUGCGGACUUGUAGAGAAAGACGUUAGCAACGUGUUUAUGAGCGAAAGCAUAGAGAGAGCAGUGGACAGGGUUGCUGGCAUCAUGGCUAUUCCAAGAAACCACGUGUUUCCCGUAAAAAACUAUGAAAAAGAAACUAAACUUCAUUUGAAUAUGAAUAUCCUGAACCUGGAGGCGUUGCGUAGGGCGCUUUUACUGGCUGACGACUAUUUAGAAAACCAGAGCCAUGAGGAACAAGAGAGUGCACAGAAGCUGAACGCUAAAGACUGAUAUCUUUCUUGCUCCUGUUGGUAAACAGCUUUCUAGAAAUCCAGUGUCACGUGGAUUUAAUCAUGAUCCUUCUUGCUAUAUCAGUAUAGAAAAAACACAUACUCUCUCUUUCUCUCUCAAGUUUUGUUUUAAGUUAAAAUAUUUCAUGAAUAAAUUUGUACAGCAAGAAUUAAUAUUUUCGAAUAAGAUUCGAUACUGUUCAAUCUAGCCACUUAUAAAUGAAGAUUUUUCUGAUUGUCUUUAUCCCAUUUUGAACAAACUUGUGAAAAUAUGAUUGGAUAAAACAAUGAUUACUAUGUUAACCUCAGCUUUUGUUUUAUUCUAUGCCCUUUUUAUGUUUUCCUUGUUCUUCGUUUUAGUUUGUUUUACAUGUAAAGCGCUUUAGGGUAAUUGUCUUGAUGAGAUAAAUCGCUAUAUAAAUGUACAAUAAUAAUGAUAAUGAUAAUAUAAUAAUAAGGAAUCACACGAGGCUCCUAAAUCUCCAAUAUGCCGUCUCUGAACAGGGCGUAUUGGUUUGACAACUAUCAUGUCCAUUACACGUCACUUACAAAUCAUAUGGCGCUUCAAAAUUUUCAAUACAACGUCUCCUGCUUAUGGGGCGCCAAAUGAACAUAAACUCAAAUAAUUGAAGAUAUCUUGUGUGUGGGUUUUGGGGUGUUUUUUUUUUUUUUUUUUUUUUUACAUUUUGAGAAUCCAUAGAUUUAUACCACUUAUGUUGUAGCACAAUACGUCUAAAGUUUCUUUUUUACAGCAGUUAAUAUUUCCAUGCAGAGUAAAGACAGGGGCUUGGUAGUACAUACUCUGUAUCCUUCGAUGUAUCUCGGUUUGGGUUUUUGUGAAGUUUUGGAAUGCGGUAUAAGUAUGGUAACUCUAAUUCAUUCGUUCCAUUGACUGGGAUAUCAAAUGUAUUUAUAACUGAAACGUGAUUUUGAAGAAUUUUGUCUUUUUACAGGGAAGUUAGAGUAUAAGUAGGAUUGCCAAAUGCGGAAUUAAUGCCAAGAUCAUUUAAAAUACAGCUAUGAUAAUGAGCUAUACAAACAAACAAAAAGCUUUGUCAGCUGGAACCGGCACAUACUCAUCAUGUACACUAUCUAAGUUUUUUCAGUAAUUAUUGCUUGAACAUGUCCAAUACGAAAUAUUCUAGUCUUUCUCCAUUCUGACAGUGUCAAGUUCUUCCUCUUCAUUUUUAGCCUUUCAUCUUAUGGCAUAAUCUUCGACCGAUUUCAUUUUUUUUUAGGUUAUGUCACCGAUUGAAAGAAAAUGUCAAAAAAACAUUUAAUGCUUAAAAGACACUGUUGCAAAGUGUUAUGUGAAAUAUUAGAAAAUGCAAAGCAUCAUUGCGAGCGCCCUCGGAAUAUAUCAUAUACGGUAGUGUUUUUGCAGCUUAUGUGCAUAUUUAAGUGCCAUAAAAAUAUCUAGAACAAUAUUCUCUUAUCUAUCUUUAUAUUUGUGACAUCGAUAAAGUUUUUAAAUGUUUUGAAUACAUAACUUGCAAUAAUGUAGCCAAUAGUCCGAUUUUAAUGUGACAUACAAUACAACAGCUGGCUAUACACAGUGUCUCCGAUCGAUCGAUAUACAGCCGCGACUAAAAAUAACUUCUUUGCAUUCUUUCUGUUCAAUGCAGACGCCGUAAAGUCAUAAGUUACAAAUAUUUCUUGUCAUCUGUUGAUAUUAAAUGGCUGAAUUUCAGUGCAUCUUUAUUGUUAAAAAUCAUUAGAAAUUAUCUUCUUUUUUUUUCUUUUUGUUAUUUAAAGGGUUCUUUUCUAUUUGUUUUCACUGUCAGUGUUUUAUAAUGGCUGUAUAUUUAGCCUCACUGUCAGUGUUUUAUAAUGGCUGUAUAUAUAGCCUUACUGUCAGUGUUUGAUAAUGGCUGUAUAUUUAGCCUUACUGUCAGUGUUUUAUAAUGUCUGUAUAUUUAGCCUUACUGUCAGUGUUUGAUAAUGUCUGUAUAUUUAGCCUUGUGUACCUUAAAAAAAAAUAAACAUCACGUAAUUUCA
Molecule: messenger RNA, 3497 nt
Organism: Ostrea edulis (European flat oyster)
Lineage: Eukaryota; Metazoa; Mollusca; Bivalvia; Ostreida; Ostreidae
Product: interferon-induced protein 44-like
Exons: 7
Coding region: 73-1500 (475 amino acids)
Source: RefSeq, a predicted model, not a curated record